UGAGAUGAGUGAGAGCCGUCAGACGCACGUCACGCUCCACGAUAUUGAUCCACAGGCUCUGGAGCAGCUGGUCCAGUAUGCCUACACUGCUGAGAUCGUGGUGGGAGAAGGGAACGUCCAGACAUUGCUUCCUGCAGCCAGCCUCCUGCAGCUGAACGGGGUACGGGAUGCCUGCUGCAAGUUUCUCUUGAGUCAAUUGGACCCCUCCAACUGUCUGGGCAUCAGGGGUUUUGCAGACACCCACUCCUGCAGCGAUCUCUUGAAAUCGGCACACAAAUACGUCUUGCAGCACUUUGUGGAUGUCUCCAAGACGGAGGAGUUUAUGUUGCUGCCUCUCAAACAGGUGUUAGAUCUCAUCUCCAGCGACAGCCUCAACGUGCCUUCGGAAGAGGAAGUCUACCGAGCCGUCUUGAGCUGGGUGAAGCACGAUGUGGACAGCCGGAAGCAGAAUAUUCCCCGACUGAUGAAGUGCGUCCGCCUUCCCUUACUCAGCCGGGAUUUCUUGAUGAGCAACGUCGACACUGAACUGCUCGUCCGGCAUCAUUCAGAGUGCAAAGACCUGCUUAUCGAAGCUCUCAAGUACCACUUGAUGCCUGAGCAGAGAGCAGUCCUGAGCAACAGCCGGACCCGUCCACGGCGCUGCGAGGGAGCCAGCAUGGUGCUCUUCGCUGUGGGUGGAGGGAGCCUUUUUGCCAUCCAUGGAGAUUGCGAAGCCUACGACACGCGGACUGACCGCUGGCACAUGAUCAACACCUGGACCCCGAUUGCCAACAUGCUGAGCCGCCGGAGUAGCGCAGGGGUGGCCGUCCUGGAAGGGAUGCUGUACGUGGCCGGAGGGAACGAUGGGACCAGCUGCCUUAACUCGGUGGAGCGCUACAAUCCCAAAACCAACACGUGGGAAAGCGUGGCCCCCAUGAACAUCCGUAGAAGCACCCAUGAUUUGGUGGCCAUGGAAGGCUGGCUCUACGCCGUGGGCGGGAACGACGGCAGCUCCAGCCUCAACUCCAUCGAGAAGUACAACCCGCGGACCAACAAGUGGGUGGCAGCCUCGUGCAUGUUCACCCGGCGCAGCAGCGUCGGGGUGGCUGUGCUGGAACUCCUCAACUUCCCACCCCCGUCCUCGCCCACCCUGUCGGUGUCCUCGACGAGUCUUUGACGAAGGACCCUGCCGUUCCCCGCCUCGCCUGGACUGCAGCGUCUGUCGGAGCGCGAAGCCGGCUUGGUCCGGCCCCUCCGGAAGCCGAUCUCUCUGAAGGAGGGGUGCUGCACCCAGAGACUUUCCCCGGGGAGGGCCAGCCUCCAGCUCAGCUCCAAAAGGGGAGUCUCCUCGAAAAAAGACCUACUCGAGAAGAAGACGAGCGAUACUCUGCGCGUCCAUUGUUGAUCUCAUCGCAACUAGACCAAUGCUGCCUGGUUUCCCGUAGGCCAUACUCCACAACCUUAGAGUUCCACAAUUGGACGUCGGAUCGCCGGAUCCAUCUCAUGCAAAGGACGGUGAGAUUGGUUACGGGCAAAAAUCAAGGUGCCACCACGAGCUCAGCCAACGACGCCAACCCCUGGAGUUCUUCACGUAGGCGGUGCGUGCCAACUUGCAGAACCUUAAGCGGUGAACAUCACAAUUAGCCAAAAACUUCUUACCAAAACUAACAGUAUACGGUUGAAGGCGUGUGGGGCGGAAGCAGGCCUCUCACCUUGGUGUCUCGCGAAAGGAUGCCUUAUAACGCCAAAACAGGGCUGAGAUGUUCCACAGGGCCUCUCCCAUGUUCUCCACAUCUCUAGGCCAUCCAUUCAGACAUCCUCCUAGUAUCUUUC
Pseudonaja textilis is the source of this 1812-nucleotide messenger RNA. The record is from RefSeq and is a predicted model, not a curated record. NCBI's taxonomy places the organism in Eukaryota, Metazoa, Chordata, Lepidosauria, Squamata, Elapidae.